AUGAGUGACAUGGGUUUGCUCAAGUACUUCCUUGGUAUAGAAGUUCAUCAAAGUGAAGAUGGGGUGUUCACUUCUCAAAGCAAGUAUGCCGAAAAGGUGUUGAAGAAAUUUGGUAUGCCUGGAUGUAACCCCACAUCUACACCACUUAUAGUGAAUGAGAAACUCAAGAAAGAUGAUGGAGGAAGAACAUUUGAUGAGACUUACUAUAGAGGUCUUAUUGGAAACUUGUUGUUCAUGAGUUCACCUAGUCAUUUACAUCUUGGCGCGGCAAAGAGGUUGUUGAGGUACAUACAAGGAACAAUGAAUUUUGGAAUCAUGUAUUCAAGAAAUUUGGAUGUCAAAUUACUUGGCUAUUGUGAUAGCGACUUGGGAGGGUGUAGUGAUGACAUGAAGAGUACAUCGGGUUAUGCCUUUUCUCUUGGUUCGGGCAUAUUUACUUGGGCAUCGAAGAAGCAAGAAACCGUAUCUCUAUCCACGACGGAAGCGGAGUACAUUUCGGCAUCAAUAGCUACAUUUCAUGUUGUAUGGCUAAGAAGAAUCACGGAAGACAUUCAAGAGAAACAAGAAGGGUGA
Molecule: messenger RNA, 573 nt
Organism: Papaver somniferum (opium poppy)
Lineage: Eukaryota; Viridiplantae; Streptophyta; Magnoliopsida; Ranunculales; Papaveraceae
Exons: 2
Coding region: 1-573 (190 amino acids)
Source: RefSeq, a predicted model, not a curated record